CAUAUUUAUCAACAAAUAUAAGAUCACGCAUUGUGUUCGCCUGAAAGAAUACUACACAUGAGAACACCCAAUAAAGUUAGAAUUCAGGACGUCACACUGCUAGGUCCAGGGUAUUCAAAACUAAAGUAUAUCUGACUGGGCGAUACAAGUGAAGGCUCAGCGUGUGAAGAGCCUGUUCGCGCACUUGGCUGGCUGUUUAUAGAUUGAUCUCUAGAUCACGGGACGAGGGAUUUACAGAUGGUUUUAGUCACUACAAUAUGUACGACUUGAAUUAGCACUGAUAAUCACAGACAGCACUUGAUACCAGUUGCAGUGGCAGUGAUAACGUUGUAUUUGGACGGCCUGAUACAAUAACAUUGUUGAGAGAUAAUGAUGGAGCUCAAUCCAUUCCUCAUAUCUUCCUGUAAGUGAGCCAGCCAUCAGUAGUGAACCGUAGUUCAAGAAUAAUUGUGUGAAAAGACGAAGGGUAACUGUGUGAAAAGACGAAGGAUAGCUGUUUAUUUUUUUAACGAAGGAUAACCCGUGACACAGUUACAAGGAUCUAAACAUGAUGUAGGUGCCAGUCAACUGCUGACAUGUUUAAGUAACAAGGAAGAUGAAAUAUGAUAUUGAUAUCCAAUUUCAGUGUGUGCAUUCAAAACCAGGAUUUAGCCAUUGGAGAUAAGUGCUACACUUAGAUAGCAGUUUUGGGAUUAAGAGAUCUGUGAUUUUAUUUAGAUUUGAUACAGCGAGAGUAUACUUCGACAAAGUCCAUCGGGAAAUGUAUCAAUCAAAACAAAAACUCCUUUACUGGAAGAUGUUAGCCCUGGAACUUGGAUGUAUUUUCGUUUUGUUCCAAACUGGGAUUCGGAGGGUUGAAGGAGCCGCCUUCGUGCCGCCGACUCAGCCUACAGGGCCCUGCACAAUAGUAGGGGAGGGUUCUGCCACGGUCAUCGCAGAUUGCCAGGCAAAAAAUAUAAUUGAUCUCCGUGAUAUUCUGGUAGGAGACGUUCCCUUGAUACCAAGAGAAACGAAUAUACUAUUACUUAGUUACAACAAGUUUACCGAAGUGCCAGCAGGAAUAUUUCGAAAUCUCACGAAUCUAAGAUCACUUUACAUGCAGUUGAACAAUCCUCCAAUAGAGUGGAUCGAAGAGAGAGCAUUCGAAGGAUUACACAGAUUAGUUACUCUGUCAAUCCAUUCCAAUGUAGUGGAAAAAAUCCACCGAGACACAUUUUACGGUCUAUCGGCAGUGGCCAAUUUGACAUUAAAUCCUAUCCAAUCGUUUGCUCCGGAUGCAUUUAUCCACACCCCAAGAUUAACAAAUCUAGAUCUGACCAUGAGCUGCACACUUCCAUCAGUUGGUGUGUACAAAUUCCUCCUACAGAGACCUUCUCAAGUGCAUAUUAUAGGCAGCAUUCAGUGCACACAAGGGGGAAAUCUAAGGCAGGCUCUCCAAGCAUUAGGAGUUGACCCAGACCUGCCAGCCAGUAACAUGUGCUACACUUGCACUAAUGUUGAUGAUUACCGAGACUGUGAACAGCCCCAAAGUUGCAGGACAGGAUUUAAUUCUUGUGGAAGUUUUUUUAAUCAAACGAAAAGUGGUCUUAGAAUUACCAAGGGAUGCAUGAAUUUGGAUGCAUGUAUGAACCGGACAGCAAGAAUGAAUCCAGCCAGGUGCUAUGAAGAGAAUUCCACCUUUGCCUGUUCCACCUGCUGUCUUGGAGAUAACUGUAAUAGUUUAGGACAGUCUAAUAGAACAGAGGUACAGCGCAAUUUUAACAUACUGUUUACCCAUGACAUCUCUCCAUCCUCACCAGCAUACCAGACUCUUUGGCCUAUAUUCCACACCAAGUUAGAGAAAGUUUUGCAUGAAGUAAUACCUGGAAGACAUGAAAUUGAAAUUGUAUCCAUAAAACCAAGUCCAGUAAGUACUUUCAGUGGUGUGGUUUCUAAUGUCACUAUCCGCAGCUUUAUCGACAGUUCUUUAAAUGUUUCUGUCACAAGAGGAAAUAUCAGCAGAGAAAUCAACAGAGCAGUACAAAACAAUGAAUUGGUUGAUGUUGCUUUGAGUGGACUGCGGCAUUUUCCAGAGCUUGUGUGGGGUUUGUGUUUACAUACUGUUGACAAUAGCAGCCAUGGUGUUUAUCAGUGGAGACGAAGAUGGACCAACGCAACAAUUGUGACAAGAUCUUUUUAUUUGCCCUGUGUGCACCAUCUUAGAAAUCCUAAUACCACUGCUGUUAAACAGUGUACAAUGGAUGUGUCGUCAGGUAUUGUAUACUGGUUGCCAACAAAUUUUGAGAACUGCACGACAAAGACCACUGAAGGACUCCAUAAUUUAAAUGCCACAAAAAUUAACAGAAAUAAUGUUCAGCAAGUAUCACAAGUCCUGAGUAAUGUAACAUCCAACUCUGAAGAAUUAUCAGGCACUGAUGUUGAAAUUGCCACAGAUGUUUUGGACAGCAUUUUGACAUUAAAUUCAACAGAGGUGGCACGUGUGGCAAAAGAUGUUGUCCUAACACAGAGUAACUUGCUGGGGAGUGGUCAGAACUCUUUGCUACAGUCAGAAACAAACACCCAGUCAGUGAACAGGAUACUACGGGGUAUUGAUACUUUUGCUGAAAGAGUUGAUAUUGAGGGAACAAAUCUGACCAUUGUGGCCCCAAAUUUAGCAGUGUCAGUUGUCUCAGCAAAUGCAGCAGACCCAGAAUUCAGUGGUUUAGGAUUUGAUAGUGUGUCUGAUGAAAGACAUGAUGUUCCUCAUGAGGACACUGUUAGACUUGUGGGGUCUGAGAAUGAACCCGUCCCAGAUGUGGCUGAUGUUGGCAUACGUCUGCCAAGGACAUUAUUCAAAGGACUAAAUACCACACAGCCAGCCAGUGCUUCCAGAGUCCACUUUGUGGUCUACCAACAGAAUACUUUUUUCAAGGUACUGGCCUCUCUCAGUGACAGUCCUGGCUCUGUGAAGACCAACACCAGUGUUUACCCAUAUGUGGACAUUAAUGGUCAUAUCAUUGCGGGCAGUGUGGUUGGUCUGACCAUCCAGAAGCUUGCUGACCCAGUCACUAUAUCAUUCAGACAUCUGGAGAGAGAAAAUGAAACUGUCAAAAACUCCCAGUGUGUAUUCUGGGACUUCUCUGCCAACAGUGGUCAAGGAGGAUGGUCAGGGCGUGGCUGUAGACUGGCAGGUGACCAGCCGGGAAACAGGACGGUCUGCCAGUGUGACCAUCUCACUAAUUUUGCUUUGCUGGUGGAUGUUUAUGGCACAGGUUCAGGAAUUGAUGAGUUGAACAGAAGAAUUCUGAUGAUUGUCACCUAUGUGGGCUGUGGUCUCAGUAUUUUGGGUCUGUUGUUGACAAUCAUCUCCUACCUGGCAUACAGAUUUCCCUGUAUGAUAAGCAAGAAGUUGCGCAAAGACACUCCUUCCAAGAUCUUGAUCCAGUUGUGUUUUGCUUUGCUGGGUUUAAAUAUUGUUUAUGUAGCUGGAACACAAAACCUGAGCAAUGUUAUUGCAUGCAAGACUGUUGCCAUAUUGCUCCACUACUUCUUGCUGGCAACUCUGAUGUGGAUGUUGAUAGAAGCUUUCUACAUGUACUUGGCUCUGGUGAAAGUUUUCCAGACUUACUACAGGAAGCUUCUGCUCAAGUUUGCCAUAGUUGGCUGGGGUGCACCACUGGUGAUAGUUGGAAUCACACUGGCCAUCAAUGUUGACAAUUAUAACUAUUACGCUGGAUAUGAAGAAGCCUUCUGCUGGCUUACAGUUGUACCGAUGUAUGUGACAGUGAUCACCCCGGUGGCUGUGACAGUUCUCCUCAAUUUUGUGGCGUUUGGGUUAGUUUUCCAUCAGAUUCGGAGCCAUGUCCAGCAGAAAAAGAUCACCAAGACCCAGAAGGCAUCCUCGGUGUCACAAGUCCGAGGAGCCCUGAGCAUCAUGGUCUUGUUGGGGCUGACCUGGGUUUUUGCCUUCUUUACCUUCAGUGCAAGGUUCAUAGUAUUCCACUAUUUGUUUGCCAUCUUCAACUCCUUGCAAGGACUCUUUGUAUUCAUAUUCCACUGCUUCUUGAAACAUGAUGUCCGUAUGAUGUGGAUGAGAAGUUUGCCUUGCUGUCCAAAACCCAAAGACAGCUCCACAUUCAAUUCUUCUACUGGAGUUUCAAACUCAUCUAAAAUGACCACAAGUAGUAGUAUUAACAGCCUUGGUCAAUUGGCAAUGGAAGAAAAAAAUGUUAAGGUCCCACUUAACAAUGCUUAUGAAACUAUCCCAAGCAAGGGUAAAGUAUAUGAGAAGAAAUAUGGUCCUGAUCCAACUAUCAUCAAAAAUGCAGGCAUUAAUAACAAGGGAUUUUAUUAACUAAGGUGAACAAUUACUUAAAAUUGCAAACAGAACUGAUAUUAAUGGAAUUGGAGCAGUAAAUACUACCAAUUCUGUCUGUACUGUGCAACACUGAAGAACCAAUUCUGAAGGAUUAGUUUCUAAGGACAAUACUCCUUGUUUAUACAUUAUUUAUUAUUUACCAGUCAUGUUUAACUUGCAUUGUAAGCUGCUUUUUUGCUGAGAUCAACAAUGUAAUGAACAAAACAUUGUUAAGAUGCAUAUAUACAAAAUGGUAAUUAAUGAGUUACCAUUGUUGUUUAUUUAACACACGUAACAAACAUGACUGUUUGACAUGUAAUGAGACUAAGGAGGAUUUCUCUGUUUAAUUUGAAAUUACAAUUUGAAUUUGCUCUCUAUAUUACCAUGUCAUAUUGAAUUGUUUCUGUUACAAUAAUACUAUAAAACAAUAUACAAGUUUUAAAAUAAGAGGUAAGAAGUUAAGAGUCACUCCAUUCUUGUCAGCAAAAAACAUAUUUGUGUAUACAUAGUUGAAAAAUGUAUAUCAUGUAGGUCAUGCAUGGUAUAUGAAUUCUUGCAAGUUCAUGUUUUAACACUGGUAUUUUUUAACAAUUUACAUUUGGAAAAAACGCAGCACAAAACAAAAAUUAGCAUUAAGGAAAUAACUUGACAGGUUGAGCUUCAUUUUGCACUAUAUUCACUUUUUCCAAACUUGCAUGGUCGUAUUUACCUUGUAGAAAAAUAGUAAUUUUAAUACCUCGGGAACAAAAAACAUGCAAUACUUCUGUGGCUGUUAUACAGUUUUAAGUUCUAAAAGCUGUUUAUCCAAUCAUCUAAAUACAAAUAUAUAUAUAUAUAUAUAUAUAUAUAAUCUGCUAAUUGCUAAUGUAAAGCCCAGGUUGAAUUUCUAAAUGAAAUGUACUUAUCUCUAGAAAUAUUGCUUAGCAAUUUGAAAUCUAGAAAUUGUGAUACUUUUUAUGUGAUAUCUUUAGGAUGUGUAUUAUAAACCAACAAAAGCAAUGUAAGGGUCCCUUUUCUUAAAGUUUAUAUCCCCUAUUAAAGUCAUUGUUCAAAAAGAUAUAUUUAUAUUGCUAAUAAUGUUUAUAAUAAAAGUAUUCUUAGCAAUACAUUAUUUAUGCAAGGCAAAACUGAACAAAACUAUAGAAAAUAAUAUUAAAGAACAUUUAGGAAUAGAAAAUUAUAUUUGCCAGUGCACCAAUUUUUUGAUUGAAUAUCAAGUAUAGACAAAGAGGUAAAAGCAAUAAACCUUGAUAUUUAAAAAACAUAUUUUAUUAUUAUGUAUGCAGUAAUAACUUAAUAUUUCAGUCUCCUUCAAUAUUUUGCACAAGGUUGAAUUUUGCCCUUUUUCACCUUCAACUUAUUGUCAAAAUAUAUUAAACAUUGUACUCUUUGCAAUAAAAUAAUUUUCUUGAA
Lingula anatina is the source of this 5749-nucleotide messenger RNA. Its product is annotated as adhesion G protein-coupled receptor G6. Gene Ontology annotation, molecular function: G protein-coupled receptor activity; protein binding. The record is from RefSeq and is a predicted model, not a curated record. Gene Ontology annotation, biological process: cell surface receptor signaling pathway; G protein-coupled receptor signaling pathway. Gene Ontology annotation, cellular component: membrane. NCBI's taxonomy places the organism in Eukaryota, Metazoa, Brachiopoda, Lingulata, Lingulida, Lingulidae.